Molecule: messenger RNA, 6858 nt
Organism: Haliotis rufescens (red abalone)
Lineage: Eukaryota; Metazoa; Mollusca; Gastropoda; Lepetellida; Haliotidae
Product: equilibrative nucleobase transporter 1-like
Exons: 11
Coding region: 829-2583 (584 amino acids)
Biological process (GO): transmembrane transport
Molecular function (GO): transmembrane transporter activity
Source: RefSeq, a predicted model, not a curated record
AACAAACAAACAAACAAACAAACAAAUAAAACAGCAAACGAAAACUAGCAGACCUUCGACUUCAAAUUCUAUGAUGAUAGUAGUUGAGAGAAUAAUAUCCUUUGAUUUCUUCUUUGCUUUUGUAAAUGAGCAGUGUUGUGUAAUCACCAUGUCAGCUGUUACUAUCCUGAACAUUUUCUCGUCAUGAGUCGGCAGUGUUUUGAUUGUUUCACAAGGUAACCAACAACAAAGACACUGCCAAACAGGUUUGGCAGAUUUAAUAAUUGUUUGAUGAACGUAUGUAAAUAAACACAUACCACACUUGACACACGCCGCGAUAUAACUGGAAUAAUGUUAAAAGCGGCGUUAAACCCAACUCACCCAACCCACCCACACUUGACACAGUAACCUCCCAAAGUCUUGUGCCAGGAUUUAGGUGAGGCUGAAUGUUCUGGUAAUUGUUACCUGUUUACCUGAGUGGAACAGCCCUACAUAAAUGACAGAGGACCAAACUAUUAUUGCCCAACCCAGCUUCAGCUACAUGCCCAUCCUCAUCCAAAAGUUUCAGGAGUCUGCCCAGUGCACAACUUGUCCUUCAGACACAGCAGUCUCCCUGAGACUCUCUGUACACCUUCCUCCUGGGUCACAGGGAGAGCAGCACCAAACUCUAUCUGGCUCAGCUUCAAGCUCCUUCUGACUUCUCAAUCCCUUGUACCAGUUCUACAAAUCUAAAAAGGCUGGCAUGCUGAUGUGGGAGACUGCGGUUCACAUGAAAAUAACUUCGACUUAAAUCAUAAAAGUGACACGGACAUGACACCACAUUUGUACGUACACUGACCCGAAGUCUGGAUGGCGAAAGUCCCUCCUCUCAACAUUCUUGUCGUGGUAUGGGGCUUCUUAGAAAUCUUACUAUUUGGAGGUGUGAUAUUUGGCUGGCACUCAGUGGUGUAUGUGUACAAGGAUGAAGGCUACUUCGCGGACCGUUGCGACGUCAGCAACAUCACUGGUACACAACAUAUCAGCAACAUCUCCAGUACUUAUUUUACCAGCAACACCAGUGGUAUACAUUAUGUCAGCAGUGCUGCUACACCCCGCACAGCCUUGGCUAAUUCCACCACUACGCCACACAGUCUCUGGAGCAAUGCUACAGCAUCCUCCACCAAGGCCCCGGCCACCGAGUUGUCAUGUGACGAUCAGCUGAAGCUGUCGGCUUCAGGCAAGGGCAAGACCUGCGCCGCCCAGGACGAACAAUUCAGCCUCAUCUUCUCCCUGUCCACGCUCAUCACCGGACUCAUGUGUGUUGUCAAUGGAUACCUGUAUGACCGCUUUGGAACUAAAUUCUGCAGAUAUAUUUGCAUUUCAUGCUACAUCAUAGGGUUUGUGUGCCAGGUUCUAGCAUCUCCAGAGAACCCCAUCAUGCUGUACCCAGGGUACAUCCUCCAGUGCUAUGCAGGGUAUUUCAUCCUCGUGACCAACAUGCAGCUGGGUGGACUAGUUCCGCAUCUCCGCUCAACUCUCAUCAGCAUGUGUUCGGGAUCCUUCGACAGCAGCGCUGCAAUUUUCCUCCUGUUCAAGGUGGCGCAUGAACAUGGAAUAAAGAUCAACUACUGUUUCAUCUUUCAAGUCUGUCUGUUCGUCAUGGUCCUCAUCAGCACUGCUGUAGUCCACAGGAAGAGCCACUUCCCUUGGCCGCUACCUCCAAAUUAUAAAUUCCGCUUUACUCUGAGCGAGUACUUGAGGAAUAAGAAAGAUAGUCACCAUGACAACGAUGCCAACGUGAUUUGGAGGUCAAAUGACAAUGGAAGCACUAUGAUUGUUAAAAACCCUGAAAUGAGUUCCACAAGUGAAAACAAAGAGUUUUUGAACGAUGAGAAGCUUAUAGACAGUGAGAACAACAUUAAUGGUUUAACUGCCCCUGUGGCAGAAAGAACAAGAACUCCGACUAUGUUGGAGGUGAUGAAAACCCCACUGUUUAUGUGUAACUUGAUGUGGAUGUGUUUCCAGAGGCUGCGGAGCUGGUUCUUCGUGGGCAUGUUCAAUGUCUGGAUAACGAGACUGGCAUGUGGAAAUAAGGCUGUCGUGAGCCAUUACACAUCAUUUUUUGCCAUGGUGCAAUUCAUCGGCAUCUUUACCAGCCCAAUGAGCGGUCGGCUGAUGGACAGACGGAUCCCAGCUGCCAAGGUCUACCACAACAUCAGACUGGAGCGUCUACACGCCUCGGUGGCCUCAAUUCUGAUGUGUUCCGGUCUGUCCCUGGUGUUCUCCAUCAUAGUGGCGAUCCCAGUCCUCCCCCUCCAGUAUGUGUCCUGCAUCCUCCACAGCAUCUGUCGCUCCUUCAUCUACGGACCAAACUUCGCCUUUAUAGCUAAUGCGUAUCCUAUAGAGCACUUUGGUAAGGUGACCGGGGUGAUACUGACUGUGUCGGCUGUAUUCGGGAUGCUCCAGUACCCACUGUUUCUCCUCAUACAGGGUCCAUUAGAGAACAACCCACUGGUGGUUGACGUCCUGUUCAUCACAAUGAUGGUGGCAACGUUCGGUCACCCCAUGUACAUCUGGAACUACCUCAGGAAGCAGAGAAAGAAGAUUGAGAAGGAGACCCAAUGAAGAGCACAAGCUUCAGCUGUCUGCUAGACUCGUUCUAGCCCAACUUUAUAUCCCACAUGACAUCAAGACUCAAAUUAUGACUGUCUGCUAGACUUGUUCUAGCCCCACUAGAUAUCCCACAUGACAUCCAGACUCAAAUUAUGACUGUCUGCUAGACUUGUUCUAGCCCGACUAGAUAUCCCACAUGACAUCCAGACUCAAAUUAUGACUGUCUGCUAGACUUGUUCUAGCCCCACUAGAUAUCCCACAUGACAUCCAGACUCAAAUUAUGACUGUCUGCUAGACUUGUUCUGGUCCCACUAGAUAUCCCACAUGACAUCCAGACUCAAAUUAUAACUGUCUGCUAGACUUGUUCUAGCCCCACUAGAUAUCCCACAUGACACCAAGACUCAAAUUAUGACUGUCUGCUAGACUUGUUCUAGUCCCACUAGAUAUCCCACAUGACAUCAAGACUCACAUUAUGACUGUCUGCUAGACUUGUUCUGGCCCAACUAGACUGCCCACAUGACAUCCAGACUCAAAUUAUGACUGUCUGCUAGACUUGUUCUAGCCCCACUAGAUAUCCCACAUGACAUCAAGACUCAAAUUAUAACUGUCUGCUAGACUUGUUCUAGUCCCACUAGAUAUCCCACAUGACACCGAGACUCAAAUUAUGACUGUCUGCUAGACUUGUUCUAGCCCCACUAGAUAUCCCACAUGACACCGAGACUCACAUUAUGACUGUCUGCUAGACUUGUUCUAGCCCCACUAGAUAUCCCAAAUGACAUCAAGACUCACAUUAUGACUGUCUGCUAGACUUGUUCUAGUCCCACUAGAUAUCCCACAUGACAUCAAGACUCAAAUUAUAACUGUCUGCUAGACUUGUUCUAGUCCCACUAGAUAUCCCACAUGACAUCCAGACUCAAAUUAUGACUGUCUGCUAGACUUGUUCUAGUCCCACUAGAUAUCCCACAUGACACCAAGACUCAAAUUAUGACUGUCUGCUAGACUUGUUCUGGUCCCACUAGAUAUCCCACAUGACAUCAAGACUCAAAUUAUAACUGUCUGCUAGACUUGUUCUAGCCCCACUAGAUAUCCCACAUGACAUCAAGACACAAAUAAUGACUGUCUGCUAGGCUUGUUCUGGUCCCACUAGAUAUCCCACAUGACACCAAGACUCAAAUUAUGACUUUCUUUGCUAGUCUUGUUCUGGUCCCACUAGAUUGACAUUUAGUCUCAAAUAAUUACGGUCUGCUAGACCCAUGCUUGUCCCAGUUGAUAUUCCGUGUGACAUUUAGUCUCAAAUAAUUACGGUCUGCUAGACCCAUGCUUGUCCCAGUCGAUAUUUCGUGUGACAUUUAGUCUCAAAUAAGUACGGUCUGCUAGACCCAUGCUUGUCCCAGUCGAUAUUUCGUGUGACAAUUAGUCUCAAAUAAUUACUGUCUGCUUGUCCCAUGCUUGUCCCAGUAGAUAUUUUGUGUGACAUUUAGUCUCAAAUAAUUACUGUCUGCUAGACCCAUGCUUGUCCCAGUCGAUAUUUCGUGUGACAUUUAGUCUCAAAUAAUUACGGUCUGCUAGACCCAUGCUUGUCCCAGUCGAUAUUUCGUGUGACAAUUAGUCUCAAAUAAUUACUGUCUGCUUGUCCCAUGCUUGUCCCAGUAGAUAUUUCGUGUGACAUUUAGUCUCAAAUAAUUACUGUCUGCUAGACCCAUGCUUGUCCCAGUAGAUAUUCCGUGUGACAUCGAGUCCAAAUAGUGACUAGUUGUUUGCUAAAUAGUCCCAAGGUAUGACAAACUGCUUGACAAACAGUACACCCAGGUUACAAACAUUUUAGGAUGUCCAGUUUAGAGUAUUUAUUUGAAUAAAUAGGAGAUUUUAAGAAGGUAUAUGAUUAAAUAUUACUUUAAAAUUGAAAAAAAUGGUUAUUGGGAAAUGUAUUGUAUUGGACACAUCAUUUACCUAGCCAAAUUCCCACUUUACAAUGGAGGUAUAUUGGGAAAUCAGUCACAAAUAUAAUUGAUAGCAUAUAACAUUUUAAUUAGGAGAUAAACAUGCUGUAGAGCUAGGUUACCUGUAGAUUGAACCGCGCUAAAUUGAAUUUGAACCCGAACGCGCAGCGUGAGGUUCCUAAUGUUGAAUGUCGCAAAUUGAGAGAGAGUAUGGUUAUGUUAAGCGGGAAUAAGGAAAAUCUUUAUGUAUUUGUAAGAUGAAGUAUAUCAAUGUGUUGAGUAAUACAGGAAAAUCGUCUAUAUAUUUGUGAGAUGAAGUAUAUCAAUGUGUUGAGGAUUAUAGGAAACUCUUUAUGUAUGUGUAAGAUGAAGUAUAUCAAUGUGUUGAGUAAUACAGGAAAAUCGUUGAUAUAUUUGCAAGAUGAAGUAUAUCAAUGUGUUGAGGAAUAUAGGAAACUCUUUAUGUAUUUGUAAGAUGAAGUAUAUCAAUGUGUUCAAUAUAGGAAAUUCUUCUACAUAUUUGUAAGAAGAAGUAUAUCAAUGUGUUGAGGAAUAUAGGAAAUUCUUCUAUAUAUUUGUAUAUCAAUUUGUUGAGUAAUAUAUAAAAAUCGUUUGUAUAUUUGUAAGAUGAAGUAUAUCAAUGUGUUGAGGAAUAUAUGAAAAUCAUCGAUAUAUUUGCAAGAUGAAGUAUAUCAAUGUGUUGAGGAAUAUAGGAAACUCUUUAUGUAUUUGUAAGAUGAAGUAUAUCAAUGUGUUCAAUAUAGGAAAUUCUUCUACAUAUUUGUAAGAUGAAGUAUAUCAAUGUGUUGAGGAAUAUAGGAAAUUCUUCUAUAUAUUUGUAUAUCAAUGUGUUAAGUAAUAUAUAAAAAUCGUCUAUAUAUUUGUAAGAUGAAGUAUAUCAAUGUGUUGAGGAAUAUAGGAAAUUCUUCUAUAAAUUUGCAAGAUGAAGUAUAUCAAUGUGUUGAGGAAUAUACAAAACUCUUUAUGUAUUUGUAAGAUGAAGUAUAUCAAUGUGUUCAAUAUAGGAAAUUCUUCUACAUAUUUGUAAGAUGAAGUAUAUCAAUGUGUUGAGGAAUAUAGGAAAUUCUUCUAUAUAUUUGUAUGUCAAUGUGUUGAGUAAUAUAUAAAAAUCGUCUAUAUAUUUGUAAGACGAUGAAGUAUAUCAAUGCGUUCAGUUAAUUCUUGUGGUAUUUUUUAUGUGAAUUUCAGGUGAGUGCUUGCAUUAGUGUGUAUGUCGCUCAUGUGUUGGCCCAUUCGUGACCAACUCGUGUUUUCAGGACGUAGCCACUCGUACCUAUUUCGUGGCCAUUUUUGUGACUGGGUUCCGUCUAAGCACAACGGGCAUAGCUAAAAGAAUUGUCAACUCGUUGCGUAAUGACUCCCAUAUAUUUUCCCCAUAAACAUAUAUAAUCCAGGUGCUAUUUAUAACACAUCAGGACUUACAUUAUUAUACAGUAAGACUGAAAACAUUCACCUGUAUCAUGGAUAUAUUAUUAGUUGCAAGACAUGUGUAAAAUCAAAAAAUAUUCCUGAGGGAUUCUUUGACUGAAGUACUUAAAGUCAUAUGAGCAUUCUGAUUGGUUUGUCGUAUUUUCACACAUAACAUUCAUUGAUAGGGGGACGAAUCUUCUUGCAGGUUGCGGAAAGAGGCGAGUGGUGAUGAGUGGUGUAGACCUAGAAUACCACAUCUAAAAAUCAAAAUUUUCUCCACAAUUUAUUGCAUUUAUAGUUUACUUUUCCUCAUUGUUUAAGGCUGUGAUCACAUCAGGAAUCGGAUUCCACUUCACAAUUAUUGGAUUUGGUCAAGUCAAAUAAUAUUUCCUAACCCCUCAUUCUAUAUUUUCGCCUUUGUCUCACCUUACCACAUGAAGCAUCAUAUAAUCUCCUUCUGAGAGGGAUGAACUGCCUCCAUUGUGUCGUGGAUAGAGCUUAUCAGAGCGUGGAUGCUCGGUGUUUCAUCCCCAGCUCUGUCAUACCAAAAUGCAUUAAUAGAUGGUACUUCUUGUUACCCUGCCUGGUGCUUGAAUUUUAGGAGAAUUAAUGAUGAUUAUCUGGAAUAAUGUGUUGUGGACCAAAUCGAAUUGUCUACGUAAUUACUUUCACAUUUUGUUUUUGCUUAUGUAUUCGGUAACAAAUUAUAAAUAAAUCCUCCUUAAUCUUAACCUUGUUAAUUCGGAAAACCAUGUAUUCUGGACAGUAACCUCAGGGAACUAUUAUAAAUACUACCGUAUUUGACAUAAUAAGCGCCCAGGGCGCUCUAAAAAUUAGAAAUAGGGGGCUCUUAUUAGAAUAUUAUUUUCGUGAAAAACAACAGAGUUGAAAGAUUGUAAAUUUCGUGGUGUAUGCU